GUACUAUUUUAAAGCAGACUCUUUGAAUACAGAAGCGAGUUUGUGUGGUCCAGUCGUGCAUUUUUUUAUGAACACACUUAUGUAUACACAAACCACAAUAAACCCAAAUUUUCUUAUGAAGUUGACGUGGAUUAAACAACUUUCUUAUUUAAGGAGCAGACGAAAAAAUGAAAUAAUGCAAUAAACCAGCAGUCUUAUGAGUGUGGAAAGGAUUAAACAGCUGGUUAAAAACUUCGCCAGGUCGCAUGUAGGAACCCCCGGCGAAAAUUGCGUGUUGCUGCGGAGGAGAAAUUCGCCAAAAGGCAUUGACUGUAAUAUUUUCGAGAAGCAUAUAUUACACAAUAGAAAAAAAUGCAUCACUAUUAUUUAUUGACUUCUAUAUAUAUAAAGUAUCAGAGUUAUUUGUGUUUGUUUUUUAUCGGGUCGGGUGCUUAAGUUGUGCUUUAUGUAGUCGGUAUAUAAUCAGGAAAUAUUAAUGUAAAUACAUAACUACCCCAUCUCAAACUUAUAUAUAUUCAUAUUUUGAAAUAAUGCACACAUACAAAUAAAAUCGUUACACCAAUGUUGCUUAACUCUUCUAACAGUAGGAGAGGGAAGCAAAACAACACAGUUAUAUUACUACUUGACCAACCAACAACACGUCUCGUCUUUUUUCGUGUGUUUAUUUUACAAUUAUACUUUUAAAUGGAAUUCAUGAAUUUAAAGAAAAAUACAGUACGAGAAGCAUUCCCCUCCUCAUGCCUCGCAUACACAAAUUAAACAUAAGGAAAGAGAAGGAGAACAUACUAUCCCCACUUUUCAUUGAAAAAGUGGUGGGUAGGCCAAUAAAGAGAGUUUCGUCUUAUGAUGUCAUCAGAGGAGGAUACACAGUGCUUUGGGUUGUAUGAUAAGUUACUUAUUAACAGAAAUAGUUCUGAAAAAAAUGUCAUUGGCGCUGGAAUUAAUUCAUUGUUUAUAAGCAACAGCAACAGCAAUAGCAGUAGUAUAACAAGUAAUAGUAGCAGAUUUAUAAUCAACAAAAAGUGCCAUCGACAACGCGUGCCCGGCGGUGAGCAAAGGAACAGUAGUUAUUCUUCAAUACCUACCUUUAGUUUCCGUCCGUCUUCUUUCCUGAGUAGUGCGUCUACGGGAGCAGCUGGUUUUUAUGGGACUCUUUUAAAUCAAUCGCAAUCGUCACAAUUUGUUGGUAGUUUAUUCGGUACAAACGGUUUCGGAUCAGUUAAAAUGUUAAAUGAAAUUUUAGACCGGCAAAUGAAACAAGCUCAAGAUGCUACAGGUGGACUACCAUCAUCUUUAAUAGAUAAUGCAAUAUUAACAGCUGCAAUGGAAUCGGCAACAAGUGUAGAUUUAAUAAGUGCUAGCAUAAAAUCAAGCUUCAAUUCUUCAAACGUAAUAAAUAACAACUGUAUGAAGCACAGUGGUAUUCAGAUUGAACGUGGUCGUGGUGGAGCUAGUGGUAUUGGUGGUAGUGUUUUAAACAAUAACAAUAAUGACCCUAUUUCUUCAAAUUUAGCGCCCGUAGAUACAAAUGAAAAACAAAACGAAGAUUGUGGCAGUUUGAAUAAAAGCCUAUCAGUAUCAACGAAUCCACAAUUAGACGCAGUUGCUAAUCAACAACAGACGCAACACGAAAAUAAUUUAGCUCACCAUAUGCUCCGCAAUAUUCUACAAGGUAAAAAAGAUUUGAUUGCAUUAGAUCAAGAAUUAAGAUCUGUUAUAAAUAAACACGCUAAUAGUGAAAACCUAAAACAAAACACGACUGGUGGUUCUGUUGAUCCUGUUUAUGAAGACAACAAUAGUUUUAUUAGUAAAAGUAAGAAUAAAAGUGCAACCAAUAAUAAUAAUAACAAUAAUAAUAAUUAUAAUGAUAAUAAGAAUAACAAUAAUAAUAAUACUAGCAAUAAUAAUAACAACAAUAGUAGUAAUCAUAACAAUAACGGUAAUAAUAAUAAUAACAAUCAAAAUAGAAAUAAUAAAAAUAGUUAUAGUAAUAAUAGAAUAAGAACUAAAAAUAAUCAUAAUAAUAGUAGUAGUAAUAAUAAUAAAAAUGAUAAUAAUACCAAUAAUAAUAAUAAUAAUGCCAAUAAUAAUUGUAAUAAUACCAAUAUUAAUAAUAAUAAAGCAAAUAAAAAUAAGAAUAAUAAUAGUCAUGAUAGUACUAACAGGAAUUUUAUCUGUGAAAAUGAAUCAGGAGAAAAUGCAGGAGUAAGCAAUGAGUCGAAAAGUAUAUCACAUUCUUGCAGCAACAGAGCAAUCAGUCAUUUGAUUGGUGGUGUUGAUCAGCUUGUGCAGACGUUAGAAAGCUGUUCUGAUGUUCAAAUCAAAUCUGAGCCUAACACAUCAAUAUCACCCACAAGUAUUUUAAAUGAAAUUAGCAACUCCAACCCGGAAUCUAAUAAUAAAAGUAAAAGUUGUGUGCGAGUUAUUAAAAACAGUUUAAGACAGAGGAAAUGUAUAGAAAGCGAGGAAGAGCAAGUUGCAGUUUCUGAAGAAACGGAUGACCUCACUUUUUGUGAAAUGCAACAGCCGCAACUAGUUUUGCAGUCGGACUGCCAUUCCUUAAUUGACGAUAUUGUCACUAAAAAAGAAGCAGAUGCUUUACUUGAAGAAGAAUUAAUGGUUUUGAGUUCAAGGUCCGAUAUAGAAUCAAUGGGGUCUCCAAGCAACUGUGACAUAAAUGAAAUUAUGAUUGAUUGUGUAAAGGAAGACAAUGUUGAAGAACGUACGAAAGAAGGUGAAUUAAUGGGAAAAAAAUCAGGCAGACUGCUUAAGCCUGUUAUUUUGGAUAUGAAACGAGCACGGGUUGAAAAUAUUAUUUCUUCAAUGCAAUCUAGUCCGUCCUCUUGUCACCAAAUGAAUUUGCAAGUAAAUGGCUGUAAAAAACGAAAACUUUAUCAACCACAACAACAUGCCAUGGACAGAUAUGCGGCUGCUGCUGCAGGUUUAAAUUUCGGAUUAAACAUGCAAAGCUUAAUUCUUGAAGAAGAAGAAGAGGAAGAUAUUGAAUCACCUCAAAUUCAACAAAAAAGGGUACAAAAAAAUGCAUUGAAGUCACAAUUAAGAACAAUGCAAGAGCAACUAGCUGAAAUGCAGCAAAAAUAUGUGCAAUUAUGCUCACGAAUCGAGCAAGAGUCUGAAUGCCAAGAAGUCGAUGAUACGGCUAGUGACAGUAUAGACAAUUUUGGUAACAAUAGUGCGAUAUCGCCACCUUUAUCGCUUACAAAUUCAACUCACACCACACCCCUUCUGCGGCCUUUAUCAGUUUCACCACUCUUAUAUUCUCGAAAGCCAAAAAAACAUGCGCCUGUAAGGCCAUCAAUUGGGAAUACUCCUCCAAUGCUGGCUCAAAUAAUGAGCAAAAUGAUUACUGCAAAGAUCCAUAGUCCAACAGCUGAACAUUCACAGAAAAACUCAUUGCUUCAAAACAAACAACAUGUUCCUGAAGUUCAAAACGCUCAUGCGACCCAUCCCACCAUAAGUAAUGCAGCUGCGAUGUACUUAGGACAACACUUUUUACUAGAACACGAAGUCCGAAUAGCUAAAGAAACGGCUGAACAACAUGAAAGGCAUCAACAGUUCCAGCAACAGAUAAAAGAACAUCAACAAAAACAGCAUGAAAUUCAAAUAAGGUUCGAGCAAGAACAAAAGGAAGCACUUCUUAGACAAAAAGAAACACAACAACAAAACCUAAGGCAACAAAAUCAACUGCGAGUAGCCCAGCAGCACAGAAUACAGACAGAUGUUCAACUGUUAGAAUCGCAAUCUGCUACUUCACUGGGUAACCAUUUACUCCCUUCACCUUCGCCACAACGACCUCAACAACCGCAGGAAGUGCAUCCGAAUACAACCGCUCAAUCAACAAUAAAGUCUGAAAUUUCUGAAAGGUUCAACAUGCUUCGAUCACAUUCUUCUUCAACAGUGAAAAUGUCAGGUUCUGAUCUAGAAGGCCUAGCGGAUAUUCUCAAGUCUGAAAUAACAACAUCUUUAUCUGCUCUGGUAGAUACAAUUGUUACACGUUUUGUGCACCAGCGUCGACUCUUCAACAAGCAAUCUCAAUCAGUUGCAGCAGCGGCAGAUCAAUUAAAUAAAGACUUAAUGAUGGCUUCCCAUAUUCUUGACAGAAAGUCACCCCGAACGAAAGCAACAGACCAAUUAUCUUCUAGUUCUGUACCGAUUGUUUCAGCAGCUUUAGUUAAUACUUCAGUGAGCAAUUUGAUCAGCAGUCAAUCAGGGAUAGGAAUGCAAGAUCACCAUGUUACAGGCAUGAAUUGCACACUUAGUCAAUCAAAUAAAAGUUGUAGUAGUAAUAAUUUACAGCCGUCUCAUUUAAAAUCUUCGCCCUCAGCGGCUAUAUUCCAGGCACCAAAAACACCUCAAAAUAUGAGUUCUGCGGCAUCAGUAUCACUGUACAAUUCAAUUGGGAUAGGUGGAAGUGGUAGUAUGCCACUAACAAAUUCAUUGAAUCCCUUCUGCAUGCCUGAACCAAGGGAACACAAUGUAGAACAAAACGAGGCACUAAGUCUAGUGGUAACACCGAAGAAAAAACGUCACAAAGUUACUGAUACUCGGAUAACUCCCCGAACUGUUAGUCGAAUAUUGGCACAAGACGGUAAUGUAGGUUCUAACAUUACCCACAACCUUACACCAGAUUCAAAUUUCUUACAAAAUCCGAGCUGCCAACAAAAUACCUUUAAUAUUCAAACACAAUCUGUUAAUAACAGUAAUAUCAGUGUGGCACCGACAAGUACGACUGCCUCAAAAAACUCUUCACCGCUACCAAAUUCAUACCACCCACCAGCACCACCGAUGAUGUCAGUAACCUUACCUACAUCCGUAGCAAUUCCAAAUCCUUCGCUUCAUGAAUCCCAAGUAUUUUCACCAUACAGUCCGUUCUUUAAUCCUCAUCAUGGGCCGCAUGGAAGUUCACACAUAGCACCUGCCGCAGCACAAAUGCAUCAUAUGAAAAUGUCGUCCAGUCCACCAGGUCUUGGUGGUAUUUUAGAAAGUAGAGAUUCGCCUUCAUUAUCACAUCCACCAACAAUGAUGCAUCCGGCUCUGUUGUCUACAGCCCAUCAUGGAAACUCUCCCGAUUAUAAUGUGCAUUUGCGUGCGGCAAUGGAUACCCAAGACAGGAACUCAGACUGCAACUCAACUGAUAUGCAGUUUGACGGAAUUCAACCUACGAUAUCCUUUUUGAAACAACAAAUAAUCAAAUCAGAUUCCUUAACACCACUGCACUCUUCGACAUUGACACCAAUGCACCUGCGAAAAGCUAAACUUAUGUUCUUCUGGGUGCGUUAUCCUAGCUCUGCAGUUCUUAAAAUGUACUUCCCAGAUAUCAAGUUCAACAAAAACAACACAGCACAAUUGGUCAAAUGGUUUUCGAAUUUCCGAGAAUUUUACUACAUACAAAUGGAGAAGUAUGCACGUCAAGCUGUCACAGAGGGAAUUAAACAUGGUGAAGAUCUUCAUGUUGGUGGGGAAAGUGAGCUUUAUCGUGUUUUAAAUCUGCACUACAAUCGCAAUAAUCAUAUAGAGGUUCCUUCAAACUUUCGUUUCGUGGUUGAACAGACCUUACGUGAAUUUUUUCGAGCUAUUCAAGGUGGAAAAGACACAGAACAAUCCUGGAAAAAGUCAAUAUACAAAAUUAUUUCUCGAAUGGAUGAUCCUGUUCCAGAAUAUUUUAAAUCACCAAACUUUCUGGAGCAAUUGGAAUAAGUGUAAAAUAUCAUUUAAAUGUAUAUUAUUAUUAAAAAGUUGAAUCACUAACAAAGACAUGAAUGGUUUUGGUUACGUUGCUGAAAAAUACAAAAAUACCGAUUUUUACACAUAAUGAGCUUUUGCAGACACAUUCGAAUUUGUUAAAAUGAGAACGAAAACUUCAGACUGAAAACAAAAAUUAAUCAACAGUGUGUGUGGUUCCUAAAAAAAUUGUAGUGUGUUUACGUCCAAAAAUAGUAACAAAGAAUUUAAGUAAAUAUAUGUAAAUAAAAAAAACUAAACCAAAAAAAAGCUAAAGUUUGAAAAGCGACUGUAAUUAACUGAAGAUAUACUCGCAUUUUGGCCUUCCUUUCAGAAGAAUUGUAAAAUUCUUUUAAAAUAUUUAUAAUUUAGUAAAUACUGUAAUUAAAAAAAAAUUAGAAUAUUUGAGAAAAAUUCAAAAUCGAGUAUGAAAACAUACAUGGAAAUACCAUCUAAUUAGCUCUAAUGGUUUAAAUUUAAAAAAAGUCGAAUUUGAUUGAAUGCGAACCUCUUUAAAAUGAGAAAUAUUUACCUAUUACUUUGUUAAUAACAUCAUCACUUACACUGUAUGAAUUGUAAUUAUUGUAGUUUACUUAAUUAUAAAAAAAAUAUUUAUUUACCUAUUACUUUGUUGAUAACAUCAUCACUUACACUGUAUGAAUUGUAUUUAUUGUAUUUUACGUAAUUAUAAAAACAAGAAACAAAAUUGUAAGGGGGUUAUUAUUAAAAAAUGUUUGAGUUCGACUUUAUUAUUUAUUUAAAGAUAGUUGACGUUUACCUUUAAAUAUAAGUUCCUCUACUAAUUUAUUUGUUCAAAAUCUUAAAAAAUUACUAUACAUUUUCCAAAUAUUUAAUAUAUUUCAAACAAAUCCAUUUUAUCAGAAUCAAUCAAUAACCAACAACUUUUGUUUAAAAUGCAAAUAAUUAAAGAAACACAAUGAAUCAAUUAAUUUUUAAAUAAUUAUAUAUUAUGAAAGUCCCGGAUCAAGUUAAAUUAUGUUCCAUGAAGCAGAAUAUAAAAUAAUUGCUUAUUGACCUUUUUAAAUUAUAAACAAACAUGUUAUAUUUUUAAAUUAAUAUUAAUUUUAUAAUGUAAUAUUUUACGGGUACAUUUUAAAACAUUUAAUUUUCAACGUUUACCAAUGUAACACAAUUCACAGUAAGCCAAUAUUAGAGCGAAGGUUUGUCAUCCUUAAAAAUUGAACAGAAACAUAUUGUUUAGUAGAUUUAAAACUGCUCCGCUGUUGUACACAUUUAAUUACUUAUGAUCACCCUAAUACUAAUCGGUUGUUUUAAGUUAAGUUACAUUAAUUUAUUUUCUUUUUACAGAUGUGUUUAUUCCUUCUUUCAUUCUUAUUUAUGUUAGAUUUUAGAGAUAUUUUACAUGAAUAUAUCUAAGUUUCAUUUCUUUAAAA
Molecule: messenger RNA, 7157 nt
Organism: Eupeodes corollae
Lineage: Eukaryota; Metazoa; Arthropoda; Insecta; Diptera; Syrphidae
Gene: pros
Product: homeobox protein prospero
Exons: 6
Coding region: 844-5718 (1624 amino acids)
Biological process (GO): regulation of transcription by RNA polymerase II
Cellular component (GO): nucleus
Molecular function (GO): RNA polymerase II cis-regulatory region sequence-specific DNA binding; DNA-binding transcription factor activity, RNA polymerase II-specific
Source: RefSeq, a predicted model, not a curated record